UGGCCCUCCUAAAAACUUUUUCAGGCUAAGAAGCUUUACUGUAAUAGAGAGUCUGAGGAAGAAAACUUGCUGCCCCUUCUUUCCAUUCAACCUACCUACCUAUCUUCCUUCUCUUCCCCUAAGAGAAACCCAUCAAUUCUAAAUCCUUUUUCUCUUCUGGUGAUCUUCAAGUCAAAAGCUCUUUGUUUGACAUGGAGGUGCUGAGUUUCUAUGUUGGAGUUAUAGGCAACAUCAUCUCAGUAUUAAUGUUUCUUUCCCCCGUCGAGACAUUUUGGCAAAUAAUAAAGCGCCAGUCGACGGAGGAAUUUGAGAGCCUUCCUUACAUUUGCACAUUGUUAAACUCAUCCUUGUGGACAUACUAUGGAAUUAUAAAGCCCGGGGAAUUACUGGUAGCCACCGUCAAUGGUUUUGGCAUCCUUGUCGAGACUAUCUACGUCAUCUUAUUUCUUAUAUACGCACCAAAAAGGUCGAGGGCUAAGAUUGCCAUUCUUGUGGGGAUCUUGGAUGUGGGCUUCCUAGCAGCAGCAGUUCUAGUUACUCGGUUGGCAUUGCAGGAAGAAGCAGGAAUUGAUGUAAUAGGGUUCUUGGGUGCAGUGUUAAAUUUUAUAAUGUAUAGCUCACCUCUAGCCGCCAUGAGAACAGUGGUGAGGAGCAAGAGCGUGGAGUACAUGCCAUUCUUUCUCUCAUUUUUCCUUUUCUUGAACGGUGGGACAUGGGCUUUCUAUGCUUUGCUUGUACGUGACUAUCUCCUUUUGGCACCAAAUGGAUGUGGGUUUCUACUUGGAGCAGCGCAGCUAGUGCUCUAUUUGAUAUACAGAAAGGCCAACCCACGUAAAAACAUCUCUGCAGAUACACUGGAACAAGGAUCCCAACAUGAGCACCUCAUCUCUUCCUCAAGUUUAUCACGUGAAAACAAUGAAGAGUAGGCAUUUAUAGUGACUCAUCAAAUGGUGGUUAGAGUUUUUA
Corylus avellana is the source of this 966-nucleotide messenger RNA. Its product is annotated as bidirectional sugar transporter SWEET17-like. Gene Ontology annotation, molecular function: sugar transmembrane transporter activity. NCBI's taxonomy places the organism in Eukaryota, Viridiplantae, Streptophyta, Magnoliopsida, Fagales, Betulaceae. Gene Ontology annotation, biological process: carbohydrate transport. The record is from RefSeq and is a predicted model, not a curated record. Gene Ontology annotation, cellular component: membrane.